Messenger RNA from Necator americanus (New World hookworm), 321 nucleotides. RefSeq lists its product as uncharacterized. The record is from RefSeq and is a predicted model, not a curated record. Bases 1 to 321 code for a protein of 106 amino acids. Lineage: Eukaryota; Metazoa; Nematoda; Chromadorea; Rhabditida; Ancylostomatidae. The transcript has a single exon.
AUGCAGUUCCUUAACGUUAUCCAGACACCAGUACUUAAGGAUACUGCACAGUGCGUAGAUCUCAUUCGCCUUGGUGAAAAUCUUAAAGAAUGCGGUGGUUUGCCAACCCCACUAGUCGGUGGAACUGGUCAGCUGUUUUCCUUUCGAAGGUCUUGCGUGGUGUACUUGGAACAAUAUCGAGGCUUGGCGAGGAGAGAGGAGGAGUUUGAUGGGAUAUGCAUGGUAUCAAAGACCUCGAACCAUUUUCAGGCCUUAGGGGACGAGAGACGACAAAAGACGAGUUCGUCGAAACGUCAGGCCAAUAAAAAAAGUUCCACCUAA